AUGGCAUUAACGCCUCUGGCGGGAGGACCUUCGGGGUCUUUGCAUUCCCUCGAUGAACUUGAAGAAGAGGAUGAUGACCCAGUGAUAACUGACAUCUUAGUUCACGAACAAGUGGACGACACCCAACGGAAUAAAGAGAACAAUGACCAUAAAGAAAAGGAGGAGGAAUAUGAGGAUGGCCGAGAUGAAGCUAUGGAGGAGGACGUGCCCAGGGAAAAUGCCGAGCUACAAGAGCACGCAUUUGCCGUAAAAGAAAGACUACAUGACUUGCCGGAUCAGCCGGAAAAGCAGGCCAAUACGAUUGCCCUCCAGGAGAAACAGGAGGAGAAAGAUGUCAAACGAAACGAGGUAGAGGAACGACUCGAAGUCUUGAAAGACGAGGAGGAGGAGGAUGAACCGGCUCCUCCUAUUAAACAUGAGGUUGAAGAGUCAGCGACAGUCUUGGAUGAAGUCCCAUCAGAUGUGGAAGAGAGCGCGGUACCGAUUGUGUCUCCUGAUCGUCCAAAGUCAGCUGAAGUCUUCUGUGAUGAAGUCAAGAACGAAGCGGAAAAGGCAAAGAAGCUUAAAGACGAAAUCAAGCAGGAGUCUGAUCAGGUAAAGAUAAAGGAGAAUGAGAAGCGAUUGGAGGACGAGUCCGCCAAAGCGCAAGAGGCCAUUGACCGCGAGAGCGCGCAAUUAAAUUAA
Messenger RNA from Gregarina niphandrodes, 684 nucleotides. RefSeq lists its product as hypothetical. NCBI's taxonomy places the organism in Eukaryota, Apicomplexa, Conoidasida, Eugregarinorida, Gregarinidae. The transcript has 5 exons. Bases 1 to 684 code for a protein of 227 amino acids. The record is from RefSeq and is a predicted model, not a curated record.